This is a messenger RNA of Thamnophis sirtalis, 567 nucleotides long. The record is from RefSeq and is a predicted model, not a curated record. Lineage: Eukaryota; Metazoa; Chordata; Lepidosauria; Squamata; Natricidae.
UCCUGAGCUGGUGGGCUGUUGCGGCGGGCGCGUCGAAGGAGGGAGAGCAAAGCACGCGACUUCACCUCUUCCUAGUGGCCGGGGGGCUCGGCUGCUUCCCAGGCAGCCCCAUGAAGAAGCCGCCCCUUGGCUUGGCCUCCUAGCCCGCUUUGCGGCGCCAGCCCCAGCCGCCUUUCGCCAUGAGCUGUCUGGAUGUUAUGUACCAAGUCUACGGUCCUCCCCAGCCUUACUUCGCAGCAGCCUACAGUCCUUAUCACCAGAAAUUAGCCUUUUACUCGAAGAUGCAGGAAGCCGCCGAGAGCGCCAGCACCAGCGGCAGCAGCAGCUCCUCCUUCUCCAACCACGCCGCCCCGGCCAGCAUCAAGGAGGAGGAGUGCAGCCCGGAGAAAGAGCGCCCCCCCGAGGCCGAGUACAUCAACGCCAGGUGUGUCCUGUUCACCUACUUCCAAGGGGACAUCAGCGCCGUGGUGGACGAGCACUUCAGCCGAGCCCUCAGCCAGCCCAGCAGCUACUCGCCCAGUAGCGCGAGCCUCAAAGCCGUCGCAAGGAGCUCCGCCCCUUGGAGAG